GUGCGUGCACGCUGCAUCGUACACGAGGACAAAAGCCACUAUCCGUCGCGGUCUUCGUUAUUCUUCGACCUCGAAAUAAAAUUAACCCUCAACUAGGAGAAUCAUUUAUCCGGAGGAUGGUGAUCGAUCCUUAGCUCAAAUUUCGAGAAACGAAAGUAUCUCGAUGAAACCUGUGCAAGGAAGGAUCUCCAUUCAGCCGAGUGGAUGCAGGAGAAACCAUACGGGAGAAAGCAGUGCAUACCAUCUGUUCGAUACGACUUCCUUCACGAAAAUAUUUCCACUCCUCGCGAGCGCAUCGUAAACUUUAUAUACCGACUUUUAAAGUAGAAAAUACUUGUGACAAAAGUGUCUCUUCUAUCGCGAUGCCUGAAGAAUAGGUAGAUGAGAUUCCAAAGGAUCGAGCGAGGUACACGAAAGAAGAAGAAAAAGAAGACGUUCUACAGGAAGGAAUCUUCUCGCUGGCUUCGAUGUCGGUGAAUAAAAACCCACGAAGAGACACGCGAGAAGAAGAAGAGAAGUGAAGCGAAGCGGACCAAUGGCCGCUUCUCAUUCGUAAUUCAAACAACGUCUCGUUCACAGAUGAAUGAGACUUCGGCAACACGGGAAGCAUAAAAAGCUCGCGAGACGAUCUGUAACCUGCUCCUCAUCUACGUGGAGGUGCGUUCAAAUACGUCCUUCUCGAUUCUCUUCCCUCCGAAAAUCAAACUUUCAACUAAAAUUCGAAUCUUCGAAAUUCAUCGAUCUUCUCCCAUGGAAAAAUCAGCCGUGGAAAAAGCGAAGGAAAAUAAUUGGAAAAGGAAAGCAAAGGGUGUCUCGCGUGCGUGUUGCACAUUAACGACACACAUGCUGGAAAGUCGCAACCUCAUGGUAGGUGGUUGAUGAGCAUAUAAUGGCGAAGGGAGGCUGAAGGGCGGCUUUCAGGGCGAGGCUAGACAGGUACUUAUAUUUACACAAGCCGCACGGACAUCUGUUGUGUACAGGUAGUAUGGGUACACAUGAAACCACACAUACACGCAUAUAUGCUUUCCGUUAAAUCACACAUGUCAGAGCUUUAAAACGUUCCUUUAAGUCUAGGAGGGAAUAUCAGUAUAAUUUAUUGUAAUUUAAUAAUGAAAGGAGACAAAAUUUUCUUUCUUUCAAAUCUGCCACUUUGAAGGAUUGCUACGUAUAUUAGAAACGAACGAUAUUUUUGCUUUGUUGCAUCGGACUGGUCGACUCGUUGUAACGACGUUGCUUCCAAUUGCUGGUCAUAUUCUAACGGAUAACCUACAUUCCCGUCGAACUGAUACGCUCAUGGCCGUGUCCACGUGGAUUAGCCAGGGUCCCUUUCGUAUGCAACUUUCGUCGCUUCUUUUCCUCGUACACCUCUUUAUUCGCGUGUAUCUCUCUACCACACGAGAAUGUAUCGCGUCUGUAUACUCGGUCAGAUAUGGUACGUAAAUACCACGUACGUAAGUAAGUGGGUCUCGUACCGUUGUCUCGCGUUUCAGUCAAACGACCCGAAGGGGAAUCAUAGAAUUGUCCGCGAAUAAAAGCUUCUCGAACAGGUAUAUACCUGCUGAUGUCCCAUCGUCCAUUCAGACGAUUCUAAUUUUGACUGAUUUAUUGGCGUUUCCCUUUUUCUUUUUUGUCUCGACUCUUGUUCGUUUCCUCGAAAGUGCUUUCAAUAGCUAAUGGGCGAUCGACGGUUCAGAAAGCGUUCCCGAUGACGGAGCCUGUUGAAACGAGUCUCGAAUUUUGGUUCGUUCGAUUAUUUUAUUUGCCGGCCAAGUAUCGAAGAGUGCUCUCGAUUUUUUUUGCGAAAGAUAAACACACCCGUGAAAUUCGUAUCGAGCCAUUUUUCAGAAUUCUUUGUGCAAAUAAGGGGACGGGUAAUGGCAAAUAUUGGACAGUGAUUUCAUGAUUUAAGGCAGUGAUGCUGAGGACUAUCGUGCUAUAAAUAUUUCUAUUUCCAUUUAUGGAAAUCGUUAACAUUAUUCGGUUUAGAAAAUAUCUAUAGUAUUGAUAAAAUAUUAGGAACGUUAAUCCGUUACUGCUGAAUAUGUCGAGGGUAAUCGCUGAUAAGGAAUAGAAUUUAUAGAGCAAGGUAUUAAAGUAUUACCCGGUUGAAAUUGGCGAUCGUUUAAUGGUAACGUUUCGUUUCGAGUCUACCCAUUUUUCGUCGAUAUUUCGUUCAGAGAAAGGAGAAGUUUCUGGGUAGCGUUCGAUUUUUAUCAGUGACGAGACUUUGACCUAAUCCCGGACCGGAUGGACCAACGGUGACAUCACCGUUCAAACAUGGGCGAGGAGAAGCAAACAAGAGCGAUCUAAUCGCGUGCGUCACUUAUCAGCUUCGAAGCUGAAAGAGAAGUUAUUGACGAUGCAGCAUCACUCUGCUGAUUCCAGGACUUUCCUGUGGGAACAGCUUAUCAACGAGGCCCACCACGGGAACGUCCGCAUCGGAUCGGCUUGGCCACGAGACCACGCGGUCGCCAUCGACAGGUUUCCGUCCCGGAAACCGUGGUCGACCAGCUCCGACCUUCCCUUCUCUCUUCCUCUUUCGAUUCCUCUCUGACUAACACUCGAUUCGCUUGAAACUGGGAACAAGAGGAAAUCGAUAGCUCGUCUUUUUUUCUUUCUGUAAAACUUUAUUUCGAAAACCAUUCACCGUCGUUCGGGUCGACGAGAAAUCGUCUGGAAAAUUCCCAAUCGUAAUAAUGCAACAAUUCCUAUAGAAGUAACCCUCGAAUUCUUAUACCUAAGCCAUUAAGGGUAUCUCCUCUCUAAUCGCGACCCUUUAAGCUGUAAACGGCGACUUUCGUUCGCUAAUCUCGAAGAGUUUCCUAAACGAAGCACGGCAAUUAGUCUCGCAGUACAAUCUGAGAAACGUCUAUCGGUAACGGCAUCGGGAUUUCGAUUUUCCAAUGUUCCAUUUGCGAUCAAAAUUAUCAAAAACUUUCGAUGUGACACAAGUACCAUAUAAAACACCUUGUCAUUGUAAUUAUCAUAAUCCUUCGUCAAUUAUUUGAUUUCCUUAUCUGUUGUGUAUCUCGUCUUAAUUAGCUUGACUCGCAAACAAACGUUGUACGGGGUGCCAUUAAAUUUUGAUGAAAUUCUCUGAGUGUAGUUGAGAAAAAUCACGAACGUACCGAAGAUUCAGGGGGAAGAAGCGACGUCGAGACGUCUAGGUGGUGCCAUAAUGUCAUCAGCAUCGUCUGGGAGACGUCAUUAGCCAUUCGAAGAUCGUCCAUUGGUUAGCCGUUUCGGAAACCUUCCUUUAUGGCGUGCUAAUAACGUGAUUGCGGAUUAAGCAGCUUUUCACUGACUUAUUCAACGAGGCUCGUUGGCCAGAAACUUGUUAAUCCCUUUUAUUACGAAGGUCGUUUUAUACCGAUCCAACCCCUGGAACAAGGGAAUGGAUAUCACAGAGUUUCCCAGAAUCGCGAUUCUCCAGUUAACAAUAUUUGCAAAUGGAAAUUUUCUCGUGUACCGCUUUUAAAAAAUUCGUCAACUAUGAUAUAAUAUUUGGAAAGAUAAUUGGACCACGCGUUUGAAGGGAUAGCAAAGAGAAAAAUUAACAGACUCUCUCGUUUUUGCAAAUAUUAUCAUUCAAAGAUCUGCGACUCCGCUCGAUAACAGAGUUAUUUGCUUAUGAAACCUCUUGUUUUAUUCAUUUUCGCAAAUACUAUCAUUCAGUAGGAUUUUGUACAUUUGCAGAAUGAAAGACGGUAAUCCCUCGUUUUAAUUGUUCCUACAAACAUUGUCAUUCGUGUGAUUUGUCUUACAAAAGUUUAACCCUCAUCUUGGUACACUUGUGCUACGGUAAUCAGUCGAAUGAAAUAUAAAUUCCAAAGGAUUUGAAUGGCAGAACAGCGUGUCCCAUCUUUCUGGAAUUCUCCUCGACUUGAUUGCGUACCAAUAUUCCUGUCGUUAUGCCUAGAAUCGCUCAGGUAUGGAGACAGGUAUGACCGAGUCCCUUGGUUAAUUCCACGUGAAAGGCAAGCCGCGUUGAACACGUAAAUUAUACACAGCGUUACCGUUUCCCCAAAUAACCGACCCGUAAUUCUGCUCCUUUGUGUUUUAUUUUCUCGCACUACCAUCCCCUACAAAUCCUUUUGUUAUUGUUAAAAACAGUAUUGUAACGCGACGAUCAAGCGCGAGUUACUCAGUUUCUGUGUUUCGCUCGAGAAACUUACGAUUAAUAAUGAUUCAAUUUUCGAAGUCACUGACUCGGAAGCGAACCUUCUCGCUUUCAGGUAGAAGAGGAAACGGUUAAAAGUCAACUACCAUCCUGAUCUUUUCCUUUUUUUCUUCCGGGAUUCAAUUUGACUUCCGACAGGUCCAGGCGCGAGAUAUAAAUGACGAGGGUAGCUUCUUUCUUCAUCCCUUUUCUUUUCGUCUCCAGGUCACGAUGGACCAUCUGGACAUCGCGGUCAAUCUCUUUACCCUUCGUUUUUAUAUAAUGAACGAUACUUGACGAAAUCGUCUCAGGUAAGCGAUAUUAACAUACGGCCAGCCUGGACACCUCUCGGAAAACGUUACGGGGUAGUUGCUCGUUGUUUCGUCCGAUGGUCCUAAUGUCUCGGGGUACAAUAAUACCCGGAGUUAACUAUUGUCCUGCAUUAUUUUAUUGGGUCCAAAGAUGCGGCUGUUUGACCAACAGACUUCGAAGAUUACGUGCUUUUUGUCCGGGGCCUCAGGUAUACGAUCUCGGGAUUUUACGGUGGCUCGAAAGGGGUUGCCUAAAGGGGGUGGCUGGUUUAAGUUCUAACGAUUAACCCGUAUAAACGCAACGGAAUUUUAUUCUUUGUACAUUUCUAAUUUUUCCUAUAUUUUAUACAUAUUAAUUUCAAACAUGGAAAGUUAGGUGGUAACGCCGCUUAGUUCUCUGAAACAGUUUGCUGAGUAUCGUAGUUAUUGCGUAUUGAAUUCUCGUUACUUCUCUGACUGGCGACGUAUUUACCGAAUAAUGGCAAUAAUUGUAAUAAAUGUAAUGGAGGUAUACCAUUAUACCGUGUAGGCCCCGCAAACGAACCACCUUAACCAACGCCUUUUAUUGCUGCAAUAAUUGUUCAGCUGAAUUUACUGCCUGUCAAAGACUACUUCUCCAGACUGCAGACUAUACUAGAGUCUCUAAUACACAAGGCGACGAACAUUAUUACCAAAAUUACCAACUGAUCCCUUUCUAUUCAGCCCGUUGAGCGUAUCUCCGUGCGGGCAAACAAGAGUUCGGUAAACCCUUUAAAAUGACAAAGUCCAAGGGUUCCUUCCUUCGAACAUCGUCCUGUACCUGUAAUAAGAGAGGGCACCGUAAUAAUUGUCGUCUUUCAAAUCAAAUCGCUACUUUCCAUAGGAAUAUUUGGACCAGAUAAUUUAUUUCGCCGCAAACGUUGUCUGUAUACUACAGAUUUUGUGUAAUAAUUAUUACUUAAUUAUUAUUCAUCGAGGAAAGGUGCCUAAUACUUAUGAAAAUUGAUCAAUUUUCACGGCUGAUUUUAUAUUCGCCAUUAUUCUGAACGAGCUGACGCAAAAGCACGAGCAAGUACAUUAUCUAACGAAACAUUAAUGCUCGGUCAUCCAUCCAAUGACGGUGACCUUGCACCUUAUCGACGCUGACUAUCGUCGUAAUUUUCGCGAUUCGAAGCUAGUGCAAGAUUAUCUAUCUCUACGAAAAAAAUCCCCUUGUUUCUUUUUUCAUUUUCAACAUUGCCUUUGGUGAAUCGAUCCAUCGACCACGUAUCAGGGGUUCUCUUAUUAAAUCGUGACAUUUAUUUUCCUUCUAAAAGGGAGGAAGGGGAAUUGUAAUCGAAUUGUACUGCUCCAAAUUCUCUGACUCGUUUUCAAAUAUCCGAUCGGCUCGCGCGGCCACCCCCGUGGCCGUUUUACGUAAUUCCCGUUGCAUCGCACGGGGAACGGGUGCAUCGGUGCACCGUUGGACGACUCGCGGAUGCACGGGACCGAUCGAAAGGGGGAAGCGUAUCGGAUCCAGAGGAUCGCGCCUAUCCUCCCGCUUGGCCUGGCGAGGUGGGUGUUCGCGCGCGCCUGCGAUCACGUACACAUCGAACCGAACGGACCCGAAGGUGCACGGGCGCCCACGGGUGCGCGCGACCGCGACCGACGCUGUUACACGACGUUGGCAUAGGUACAGAUUGGCAUCGGGUGGGGAUAGAUAGAGCGGAGAGAAAGAGAAAGGCCGUCGCCCAAGUGCGGCGAGAGGGGAUGAUAGCAGCGUGGGAGGGGUGGCAACAGCAGGAGCCGAGAAAAACGAUCAGAAUCGAAAACAGAGACAACCGAAUGCAACGAGGAUCACCUGAAAUUUAGAGUAGGGAUCAACUAUUUUUCCCCCAAAUCAUUAAGCGUAACAUUUAUCAAACUCGACUCUUCUACCCGUGAACACAUACAGAGAAACCGGACAUACGCUUCUCCGGUAGAGAACACGUAGGAGCACGAUGCAGCCAGGCGGGAGAAGUUUUAGUCGAAUAGUGGGGAUGACCGCAAGAGACUCGCGAGAGAAAAAGAAGAUAGAGCGACGAAAGAGCGGUGAGGAUAGAAGGAAGGGAGAGUGGUACCUGGAGGAGAUCCACGGGAGUAGCCGAGCGCCACGGCAGAAGGGUGUACGACAGGAAAAAGGGGAAUUGGAAGCGGUGAAGAGGUUGAAGGGUAGCCUGGUAGUGGGAGAGGCACGGCACGGCACGCACCGUCGGUCUCUCCGGAGAGUCGAGAGAGAGGGAGGGAGAGAACAGGUAGGAGGGAUGAUGAGGCUCGGGCGCAGGCUGGAGAGAAAUUGUCAGAAGCACCGUGUCACUUGUCCGUGGUGAGUCGGCCCGUCGUGACCUCAGCUGGACCUGGCUUUUGCGUGUGCUUCCCCACCGCGUCGCAUCCUUCUUCUCUCUCGUGGGAGCCGCGGUAGAGGUGUCCAGCGACCCCUUCGAAUUCCCACCGGUCCUUUUACUCGUCCAUGAUCCUUCGUCGAGCGAGCACGCAUGGAUGCGACGCGUCGAACCAGUGCUCCAAUCGACACGGUGAUGGUGAUCGUUCCGAGGGAAGUGUAGCAAUAUAUAUCGAGCCACGGAGGCUGACCCUCGAAGGACUAAUCCCUUGGAAGGACUAAUAAUUUCAUUUAACUGUUUGUGCGACGUUCCGAUGCGAGUUUCGUAGAAAACAGUGAGAAAUCGAGAGAUUGACCGGUUCGCGAGUGAGAACCCCGAUGACGAAAGCUCGUGUUAAGUGCAGAAUCUAUGGAUGUUAAGUGCCGGGACCUAAUUAGCUACUCCAUGAGUGUACCACGACGCUGACGAGGGAAGCAUGGAUUGCUCGACGAAAGUUACCGUCAAGAGCGGAUCCGAUCAGGGACACGAGAGCGAAACGCAAGCCGAUGCUGCAUCGUCUCCGUCAAGCGUGGAGCUGCCAGAAAGCGCGCAUCCUUGUCCUGCCUGUCCCACGAUCCUGCCGAGUUGCAGGGAGCUGACGAACCAUCUUCGUGGCCACAAUUCGCCCCGCAGCACCGAUUGCAGCGGCGAAGAGGAUUAUUGCUGCGGAGUGUGCAACAAGGUGCUCAGCUCGGCUAGUUCCCUGGACAGGCACGUGUUGGUGCAUUCCGGGGAACGGCCGUUCAAGUGCAAAUACUGCGAAAUGGCGUUCACGACGAACGGUAACAUGAACAGACACCUGAGAACGGCGCACAGAGGCGCGUCGUUGAACAGCUGCACCGAUUCAGAGGGUAGCAGCGACUCGGAGAAGCCUACGAAGAGAAAGCACAUGGAGGAGUACAACAACAACGAGAUCACUAAGAGGAACUCGCCUGACAUCAUCGACAGAGAAGAGAGAUCGCCGAGUUUGGCCACUAAAAGAAAGUGCACCGACUAUCUGAGCGAUAACGAGAACCAGAAGAGGCACAAGAUCUUGAUGAACAAUUCAAGGACCGAGAUCAAGACGUCGCCAGACGAUAACCAGAACGUUUACAAUUGUCCUGUAUGUGGUAGACAGGACUUUGCCACCAGUGCACUCUUGGAGGCGCACCUCGAACGAAGUCACCCGGAAUUCCCCGCGAAAUGCGACUCCUGCAAUCUGUCGUUCAAGAACCAUCGGGUGCUGAACCUGCACCGGUUCAUGAUCCAUUUCGCGGAUCACUCGAUCGGAAAUACACCGAGGAAUCUGAGGAACUCGGUGGUAGGCUUCAACGAUCUGACUUUCGUGGAUUUCUCGUCGGACAAGUUCCCGGCGAUCGCCAGGGCGAUGUGCGAACAGUCACUGCACAGACCAGCCUCGGGAGAGGUGGCCAAGUUUCAAUGUUCCAAGUGUCUGCGAGCAUUCCCCUGUAGGUCUGCUCUAGAUGCCCACGAAAUCGAUUGCGGCACGACCAACUCUCACGCAAGGGUGACGGACGACAAUCAGUCCAGACGCGACAAUUUCUUCGCGGGCCUGGAUCUGCAGAACAAAGCCGCCCUGACGGAAGCGAAAGAAGGAAAGGAUCUCGCCGAUAUCCAGAGCAUCAUAUCCGUCACAUCCGGUCCUAUACUGCAAAACUUUCCUCGAUCCGACGCUAGUACUCCUGAGAAUAACAUCAAAUACACUCCCAGUCUGAAUUCGUCCGGCUCGUCUGGUGCGUUCUCGUCCGAAUACCACGAAGAGGAAGCUCAAGACGCGUUCGCGGCCGAGUUUAGGAAGAUGAAAUUGAAAGGGGAGUUUCCCUGCAGACUCUGCUCGGCGAUAUUUCCAAAUUUAAGGGCGCUGAAGGGCCACAACAGGGCGCACAUGGGUGUAGGACCUGGCAUGCCGUACCCCUGCAACAUGUGUCCCUACACCAGCACAGACAAAGCUACCUUAGUCAGACAUCUAAGGUCCCACAACGGUGACAGACCGUACGAGUGCUCCCUUUGCAAUUACGCUUUCACCACGAAGGCGAACUGCGAACGUCACGUGAGAAACAGACACGGUAAACUGACCAGAGAGGACAUCAAAAGCGUGCUGAUCUAUCAUCCGAACGAGGACUCGACGAACGAGAACGUGGAGAGGAGCUCUCCCAGGGUGAUGAAGGACAGCGACGCGAGGAAGAGUUUAGUUUAUCCCAACGAACGUCCCGAAUUCCAGCACCAGGUUCAGGUACACUAUCCUCCGACGCCCAUGGACGUCAGGGGUGAGAUCAGGAUAAUAGAGGAGGCGAAAUUGCACAACUCGGCGAUUUCGAUGCACAAUGUGGCAGCGAAUCAUUUUGAGAAGAGCGACGCGUUCUCGAGACCCAGCCAACCGAUCGAACUGACGCAACGGAAUCUCGAGGACACGAAAUCCACCCAGGAUACCAAGUCGGACUACUCGAAGCUGGACGAGGAUCUUGAGUCGAGGUCGUCGGAAGGCAGCGUGUCUCUAGUCAGUGAUACCAAAUCAGAUUCGCACCAAAGAAUACAAGCUAGUCCGAUGAACCUGAAGAAGGGUCUUAACGUGUCAGAGAACGCUGCCGGGGAGGAUGGUCCGUUGGAUCUCUCCAUGGACGUGCUAGACCUGAGCAAGAAGUCGAAGGACAAAGACGAGAACGAUUUCACCGCGUCGCACGAACAAUUUGGAAAGAAUCAAAAGGACUUGUACAACACCACUAGUCAGCUGCUGUUAACCGAGGCCCUAUUGAAAGCCGGACAAGGUACCUCUCAGGCAACUUCAUUGGAGGCUCUUUACGCGAACGCGAUUUACAGAAACUUCGGUACGUUCGGUGCUGGUGUCGGGGCAGGCAUUCUGCCACCGUACAUGUUCAAUCCUCACGUGUUCGGACAAGAUUUCUCGAUGAAGGAAAGGCUACAGAAGGAGUUGGUCAGAGGUCUGCAGCUGACCAGCGGAGGUACUUUGGUCGAGCCUUCGAUCGGUGCCGCGGGAUUCACAGCGUUUGCGCAGAGCAGAGAGUUAAACUCUCAUUCGGCAAGCGAACAGAACGAGUACGCGAAACUGAUCUCCGCGAAGAUGGCGAGCAAAGCUCUGUCGAAUCGCGACAAACCCGACAACAUAUCCUCUUCGAAUUCGGUGAAGAUGGUAAUCAAGAAUGGAGUGUUGAUGCCGAAACAAAAGCAAAGACGAUACAGAACCGAGAGACCGUUCACCUGCGAACACUGUUCCGCGAGAUUCACUCUAAGGAGCAACAUGGAGAGACAUAUUAAACAGCAACACCCGCAGCACUGGAGCCAGAGACCCAGAGGAGGCCACUCGACCAGGGGAAGGCCUCCAUCCAGUCACCCCACGUUGCUUCAGAAUCUCGGACAGCCCGCUGCUUCUCAGGCGACUCAGUCUUACACGAAAAUCCUGCCGAAAGUUGAACAACCAUCGAACUCGGACUUCGCGAAGCAUCCAAUUUCCGAUCAAGUGAAGUACGCGAUUCUGGCGCAGCAGUUGAAAGCCAACAAAAUGGAAGAGAACGAUUCCGAGGAGGAGCUCGUGAUCGACGAGGAUCCGCAAGAUAAAGACGGUCAAGAAUCUCAGGAUCAGAAGGAGAAGAGUUUGCUGAGAGGGCAUUUAGAGGGUGCAGAUACCUCGAAAGACACCGUGAUGAGGGACGAAGCUGAAGAAUCCACGAAAGACGCCUCGGAGAUCGGAAACGCCGAAUCGACGAACAACGAGAACAACGAUGCCGAAGAUGCCAAGGCGUCGGACUCUAUGUCGGAGAGACCCACUGAAAGUGAGAACUCGCAGGAUAAGACACAGAAUCGAGCGUUCAAGAUCGAAUCUACCGAUGACAAAAGUGAAAAGGCGGAAGAUGGUGUGACAGACCUUGCGAGCGUUUCUGAAUUAUUGGAUAACGCUUCUCAACAAUAUCAACAAUUCCAACCGCAAUAUCUGAGCGACGAAGAGGGAUUGGUAGCCUCCCAUAGCGACUGCAAUAAUUCCGGCAGCGACGACAAGUCGGACUCGGUGAACUCGUUGAAUUCCGUCAGCAUCUCGUCGAAGAAGAAGAAGAAAAAGAAGAAGAAGAAGAAGAAAUCCGCGUACUCGAUGGCACCGAAUCGCGUCAUCUGUCCAUACUGCGAACGACCUUUUCCCUGGACAUCGUCACUCAGGAGACACAUCCUCACGCACACGGGACAGAAGCCUUACCAGUGCAUGCACUGUUCCCUCUUGUUCACCACGAAAUCCAAUUGCGACCGUCAUUUGUUGAGAAAGCACAAGGCGAACCCGAACAAGGUACGUCGAGCCAGGAACUCUUCUUCUCCCGAUUCGCAGGCGGUCAUCAGCAACAACAACUCCUUCUCUAUGAGAAACGUGCCCGAGAGGCCGUACAAAUGCAACCAAUGCCCCAGCUCGACAUUCUCCACUCUGGGUAACUUGAAGAAGCAUCGUUCCACGAAACAUGCACGUAAAAUGAAGUCAAGGUCCGACACUCCUUCCAGCGAGCCCCAGAACAGCCCUCAGGAGUGCAGCAAGCAAAACAACGAGCAGACCGAUUACGACAGUCAAUCGUCCAGUGUAUCCGAAGGUAUGGAGACCUCUUCGGUGCCAGGACUUCCUAAAUCAACCUCGAACACUUCGCCGUCGACCAACGACACGUCAAGAUCGAGAAGACCCUCGCCGAGGUCAUCCCCAGGACCUAGCGACGUUCCCUUCAAGUGCCACUUGUGCGACUGUGGUUUCGCAGACCGACAGGAUUGCUUGGAACACAUCAAGGUGAAUCAUAAACGGUCGUACGAGAUGCUGGUGGCGAAAGGAGCUCUGGAUAUGGACAUAGACACCGUGGAGGAUCAGCAACAACCACCCCCGCAACAGCACACCAGCGACGGAGAGGAGAAGAGAGGACGUUUCCCGGAUUACAGUAACAGAAAGGUGGUCUGCGCUUUCUGCAUGAGGCGGUUCUGGUCCGCUGAGGAUCUCCGUCGUCACAUGAGGACGCACACAGGGGAGAGGCCGUUCUCUUGCGACAUUUGCUGCAGAAGGUUCACCCUGAAGCACAGCAUGCUGCGUCACCGGAAGAAGCACGAGUCCAUCGACUCGACGAUGUACGUUGGUACCAGCGGCGACGAGGAGAACUCGCCCACCCAACCGCCUACGAUCACGCCUCGAACUCAACAGCAUACGCCGGUGUUGAUCGGGGCCAAUGCGGGAAACUCUCAGAUUUCAGAUAGAAUCUCUUUAUCUAGUGUCGCUCCAGUUGCCAGCGGUGAUGCAACGCCCAGCGGACUGAUGAGAUUCAAUCCGUACAAGAAACUGACCACCCUGACCGGUAAACUGGCGAGCAUACCGCAAAAUGUAAAUCCAGACGCGACCGAGAGCACGGACAAUGACUUGAUUUCGAAUCUCCUUGGGAUACGAGACAAGAGCUUUAUUGACCGGGUACUACAAGCGUCCGCCGACGAUGCCGCCAAGCUGCUGGGAGUGAAACGCAGCCAGGAAUAAAGCUGCAUCUUAUUUUUCAAACAUUUCACAUUUGUGCCUUAGGUUCCUCUCCUCGUCGUCUAAACCAGUGAGUUGAUCUACAUAUGUGGAACAGAGGUAUAUCUGAAAGGAGUCAUAGUUAGGUGUGCGAUCUUGAUGAAUCUUCACGAUAGUUUAUUGCAGAAGUGUUGCAACAGUUCAUGGAUGAAUGUUCAAUGUAUCAGUAACGGUUGCUAUAGCAACUCUUUGUUAAACGAUUGCGCACAAAGAGUUGUUGUAACAACUUUCUACCGAAGCAUUGGGUGUACAUGAACAUUCAUUCGAUGAUGUCAACAACACAGUAUUGAUCUGAAUAGGUAAUUGAUGAAGUUGUUGAUGUUCUUGUGCUUUAUUUAUUUCAUAUUUAUGUCCAAUUCUGUUUUAAUUAAGAAUCUUUGAAAUUCGAUCGUUUCGAUCUUGUUCAAAAUUCUCUUAGUCUUGGAUAUUUCGUACUAAUCUCAGUGACACAACAAUUCAACAAUGAACUCGUAUCAAUAAUGUUCAAUAUCAUUUUCAUGAAGUUCAUCAGGUUCUUCGAACGAGCUGGGGGAGGAACGCGUUAUAUAUUGAUUACAAAAGCGCAGAGCCACGUUUGCUUUUCUCCAUUUUCACUGUGAGAAUGAUCGUAGUUAGGGUCACUGUUCGUUCUCUACGUCGAUUACGUGCCUACCUUUCUCGGUUUUUUUAUUUUCUUUUCCCACACCAAGCGCCAGAGCGUACUCGCGUGUACCUCUUUGUAUUUACAUAUGUACAUACAUGUAGCCUUGCCAAUACAAGGAUGAGCGAAGACAAAGGGAAAACUAGCAUGCGAAUGCGCCCGUCGAGAACGGGAGAGCGUCACCAGGUAUCAAGUAUUAGCAGCGUUUAUUCGAUCGACGAUGCUCUCCGUUGAUCGAUCGGACCGUACUGAAACCCAAAGAUACAUUUUACACAACGAAUUAAGUUAGCCAUAUAUAAUACGUACUUCUAUUUAUUGUUUGUCACGGUAAUUAGAGAAAAGAACUUUCCCGUCGAACUGUAUUUUUUUUUGUUUUUUUUCUUUGACGAGAAGGAAGUCUCGAAACGCGGAAUAAACUGAAAGGAUUGACGAGCGAUGUUAAGUUACCGACCGAGUUUUCAACAGCUCGAACGGUAAUCAGUUGCAUCUGUUCUUUCGGUAAGCGUCGUGCAAAAUCGAAGAAGCGAUCGAUAAAAUACGCAAGUAGAGCAAUAUAGGAAGAAAAAGUUUAUCAUGACUAUUAUAUAUAUAUAUAAAUAUAGAUAUAUGUAAUCAUCGAUUUUUAUUCCGUCGCGUAAAGAUUACUGUAUAUAGAUAGUCUAAUUGAACACUUUUGGUAGGUGUUAAUGAGUUUUCCGAACAAGGAGACGAUAUUUAAAAUGCAAUUAUACCAAAUAAAUCGGCUUUGAUUUAGCCGGGCGUCGAAAUCGACAUCGAUCACUCGAUCGAUCUCGCGCAACGCGAUUCGAACCGACGCGGUAAAAAAGAUUUAUAUCUCCUAAUCGUGAUACUUUCCUUUUCAAUUUCUUCUUCUUUACGGUUAUUGUUUUUCCUCGUUCACCGUAUGAUCUCUCUUGCAUCACACGAGCACACGAAUGAUUUAACAAAUGUAUUUCUUCUACCUUUCGUCUUUGUCUCUUUAAAAGAAAAUCUCUUUCUAUCCCAUUUCUAUUUGCGUCUCUCUCUCUCUCUCUCUCUUUUUAAGCUCACUGUAUUUAUUCUUUUAUAGAAAGAACGACUUGGGUGAGUCGACGUGCGCUCAUCGGGAAGUCGAGGAUAAUUUGCUCGGGGUGCUUUCCGUUUCACUUUUAAAGUGCCGUCGAUAGUAUUUGGGGUCUCUCCUCGAUGUUGCGUUAUGCAUUUCUUGUGCAUAACAUAUUUAUUGCGAAUAAAUUACGUGUGUAUACUUUAUCCCGUUGGAAUCGGUGACAACGAUGUCGAAUGACUUCGUUUAAUCGAUACAGACGAUUCGAUGCGCGACGAAAUCCGUUUCCACGAUUAAACGGGGUUGCUAGCGUUAACACCCCCUUUGUAAUAUUUAGGUUAGGAAAGUCAGAUAUAGUUAUACAUAUAUAUAAAGGCGGUUCAUCGUGUUUCUGUCGAAACUUGAACGUGUUCAAUGAAAAUUGUUGUUAAAUCCACGAAUGUCGUAAACCGUACGCGUGUAAAUAUAGAGUUAGCGAUUACGCUCGAAGUUUAAGGUAUCGAUAUCGAAAAUUUGUACAUGUCUCUUGUGUCAACGGUGUAUUUAUUAUAAAUACCGAAACUGACCGUAACUUUAGGAAAAUCAAAACGUAUAUAAUUAGCUUUGUUCUUUGUACAAUUAGACGGAAAACACCCCGUAGUGAUCAUUCGCUCUGAAUCGGUGUUUCUUUGCUGCGUGAAACUGGGUCGGAUCUAGAAACAUUUUUGAAUCUUUUCUUGCACAAUUUGAAAUUAAAUAAUCAAGUUCACGUAUAAAUUAAUUUUUCGAAGAUUUCAUCGUUCUGGAUCCGUCGCUGUAAUGAAGAUAUUUUUCAAACGGAUUUCAAGGUCCAUAAGAGGUAGUCGUACAUAUAUUAAGGGAACGUUUUCUUUCUCAUAAUUUUCUUCAACAGAAAGUUAGUUGUUAAUUUGGUCCGUAUACUACAAUAUUAAUAUCUUUGACUGUCUGGAUUAUUCCUUCCAGAUUCUUCGAAAGCGUUUAGUCAUGGAGUAUCGUAAUCAAUAAACCGUCGAAAUAAUCUUCAGCAUCUCAGAAAGAUGAAACGCUGUUUCAGAUCUUAUUCGAAUAUUUCCACGUCGAUGUGGCGCAAUGUGUCGGUUAAGUCUGCGUGAAAAAAAAAGCAUGGAACAUGUAAAUGAUAAAGAUCUAUUUAUUAAAGAGGCGAAAUAUGUUUGAA
Osmia bicornis bicornis is the source of this 15243-nucleotide messenger RNA. Its product is annotated as ras-responsive element-binding protein 1-like. Gene Ontology annotation, molecular function: RNA polymerase II cis-regulatory region sequence-specific DNA binding; DNA-binding transcription activator activity, RNA polymerase II-specific. Gene Ontology annotation, biological process: regulation of transcription by RNA polymerase II. Gene Ontology annotation, cellular component: nucleus. NCBI's taxonomy places the organism in Eukaryota, Metazoa, Arthropoda, Insecta, Hymenoptera, Megachilidae. The transcript has 5 exons. The record is from RefSeq and is a predicted model, not a curated record. Bases 7285 to 12345 code for a protein of 1686 amino acids.